Molecule: messenger RNA, 2603 nt
Organism: Panthera uncia (snow leopard)
Lineage: Eukaryota; Metazoa; Chordata; Mammalia; Carnivora; Felidae
Gene: NDUFV2
Product: NADH:ubiquinone oxidoreductase core subunit V2
Exons: 8
Coding region: 30-779 (249 amino acids)
Biological process (GO): mitochondrial electron transport, NADH to ubiquinone
Molecular function (GO): NADH dehydrogenase activity
Source: RefSeq, a predicted model, not a curated record
GCAGGGAAAGGCCAACUGUUUGGUCCGCCAUGUUCUUCUCCGCGGCGCUCCGGGCCAAGGCGGCAGGCCUCAUCGCCCAGUGGGGAAGACAUAUAAGGAAUUUACAUAAGACAGCUGUGCAAAAUGGAGCUGGAGGAGCCUUAUUUGUUCACAGAGAUACUCCUGAGAAUAACCCGGAUACUCCAUUUGAUUUCACACCAGAAAACUAUAAGAGGAUAGAGGCAAUUGUAGGAAACUAUCCAGAAGGACAUAAAGCAGCAGCUGUGCUUCCAGUCCUGGAUUUAGCCCAAAGACAGAAUGGAUGGCUGCCCAUCUCUGCCAUGAACAAGGUUGCGGAAGUUUUACAAGUACCUCCAAUGAGAGUAUAUGAAGUAGCAACUUUUUAUACGAUGUAUAAUCGAAAGCCAGUUGGAAAGUAUCACAUUCAGGUCUGCACUACUACACCUUGCAUGCUUCGAAACUCUGACAGCAUACUGGAGGCCAUUCAGAAAAAGCUUGGAAUAAAGGUUGGGGAGACGACACCUGAUAAACUUUUCACUCUUAUAGAGGUGGAAUGUUUAGGGGCCUGUGUAAAUGCACCAAUGGUUCAAAUAAAUGACAACUACUAUGAGGAUCUGACACCUAAGGAUAUUGAAGAAAUUAUUGAUGAGCUCAAAGCUGGCAAAAUUCCAAAACCUGGGCCAAGGAGUGGACGCUUCUCUUGUGAGCCAGCUGGAGGUCUUACCUCUUUGACUGAACCACCCAAAGGACCUGGCUUUGGUGUGCAAGCAGGACUUUAAUUUAUAUUCAACUGUAAAUAUGUUCCAGGAGGAAUAAAACAUGAAUCUUCUAUCUACAUAAACUUUUUAUAUUAUUUGUUCAUUUCAUGGCGUAUACCUAGCAACUUGCUGCUAUGAGUGUCAUGUUAAUACUUAGUACCAUUUUAAAGUCUUUUGCUAUCUAUGGCUAACUCUGAAGACAGUAUCUCAUAAUCUAGUUAACAGUCAUUCCAGUAUUUCCAUUUUCAAAUGCCUGGUCACUUUUAUCAAUAAUAUUAGGUUAUUGUGAGUUUCACAUAUAUUUUGCUUUUCCAUCUUUAGCUAUAGCCAAGUUUUAACAUGAUUGUUCUACAGAAAACAUUUUUAUAUUUACAGCAUACAGUUUUUACUGUAUUUCCAACUGGUAAGUGACACCUCAAGCAGACUGUAGGUGUAAGGAGGAUAAAGUAGUUGUCUCUAGAAGUACUGUUUAUCAUUUUUAUAAAAGGAAGGUAGAAAAUACUUUGAUAUUAUUGUAUACUGCACAUACAGUCUGAGUUGGAAAGAGCAGUCAAUAAACAAAAUUGGUUGAAUGCAUAUUUCAACGUAGAACAAAGGAUAAAACCUUUUGUGUAUUAUUAUAUCCAGUUCAAGAAACUAGCUAUUGUACAUUAGUUGCAAGUUGAAAAAAAAUGUUUAUAGCUUGUUUCAGAAUUGCUCAAAGUCAUUGUUUGGCUGCUCUUAUGACAGAUUAAUCAGUCACUAAUAGUAAUUAUGAUGCUUAAAAAUAUCAUUAUUUUCAAGAUCUUUAAAAAUUUGUUUUUAUUUUUACCUGAGAGGGUAAACAAUAACAGUAGUUACACAAGUGGCAUAGAAAGGUAACACAAUGAAAAUACCUCUCUUCUAUCCUCUUGAUUUUCUACUGACUUUUGUAAAAAUGCCUUCUAUGUUGACAUUUUUUGUUUUGUUUUGUUUUUACUUGGAAAAAAGUUAGGAGUAGGGAAGCUUCAGAUACUGGGUGAAAAAACAAAGGCAUAUUAAGGAUAUGCACUGAUUAUCAAUUUUUAUGUAAUAUUUUAGAACUAGAAAAUUAACUUUCAGUCAUAAUUACAGACAUAAUAUUAUACCAUUAUCAAAACAUAUUCUGUAGUUCUUACAUCAUAAGUUACAUUGUAUUGUAUCAGUAUAUAUUAGGAUUUUGAGUCUUGCUUAAUCUUUUUGCCUAUUUCUCUUAAAAAUUGUAUCAAUUUUAAUAUAAGAAUACCCGUUUAAAUGAUAGUUUCCUGAUUAGCUUUUGUAAACACCUGCCAGAUAAAAUUUUAUUACAGUAAUCCAACAUGGUUUCAAAAUGUAUAUGAACACACUGAUUAAAAUUUCCUUGCCAGUUUUCAGAGAUGACUGCUAUAUCCUGGCCUAUUUCUCAAACCUGUAGGGAGAGUUAGGCAUCAUUUGUGUGUUUACUAUCACUUGCUCCCUCAUUUCCUCUUCUCAGUUCCUAGCUCUGCUUUUUUUAAGAAAGGGUAUUUGAGGAGGAAAUCUUACUAUUGUUUAAUAAUAAAAUCAAUGUAUCAUUCUCCCUAGUGACAAAGGAUCUAAUACCAGUUUUUUGGUAGCAACUACUGAAAGUUGGUAGUGAAAGCUACUGAUUGCUCAGAAUUACUUGCUGUAACUGGAUGGGGUCACUGCUCCAGAAAAUCCUACAGCACAUAAUAACAGUUAUGUAAGAGUUUUCACUGCAAAGGUAUUACAUAUAGACCAAGUCAUAUGAUAAGCUAUGAUCUGAGAUUAUACUUUUAAUUUAUUACAUUCAUCUUCCUGAAAUAUGGCAGGAGUUUUUGAAUGAUCUGAUAUAUCUGGAUGUAAUGU